This is a messenger RNA of Exophiala bonariae, 1014 nucleotides long. RefSeq lists its product as uncharacterized. The record is from RefSeq and is a predicted model, not a curated record. Gene Ontology annotation, molecular function: SNAP receptor activity; SNARE binding. The transcript has a single exon. Gene Ontology annotation, cellular component: endomembrane system; SNARE complex; Golgi membrane. The coding region runs from base 1 to 1014 and encodes 337 amino acids. Gene Ontology annotation, biological process: vesicle fusion; intracellular protein transport; endoplasmic reticulum to Golgi vesicle-mediated transport. NCBI's taxonomy places the organism in Eukaryota, Fungi, Ascomycota, Eurotiomycetes, Chaetothyriales, Herpotrichiellaceae.
AUGGUUUCUACGACAAUUCAAGACCGGACAAAUGAAUUCCGGACCAUCCUCAACCAGGCGCAGAAGCGCCAGAACGCCUCCAAGGGCCAGCAACGGCAGUCUCUCCUGAGUGAUGCUCAAAAGCAGGAAGCCAAUGGUCCUGUAAAAGGUGGCCGCUCUGAGUUCGCCCGUAAUGCUUUACAAAUUGGUCGUGGCAUCAGUGCCACUAUGGGGAAACUUGAGAGACUUGCUCAACUUGCCAGAAGGAAAGCCAUCUUUGACGAUCGACCUGUCGAGAUCUCGGAAUUGACUUAUGUUAUAAAACAAGACCUGGCCGCUCUCAACUCCCAGAUAUCUGCCCUGCAGCAAUUCACGCAAUCUCAACAUCCAACCGCCUCCCUGCCUCGGUCUGCGGACCAAGAAGGUCAACACAACAAGAAUGUCGUUCUGAUGCUCCAGAACAAGAUUACCGAUGUCGCCGCGAAUUUUAAAGAUGUCUUGGAGGUGAGGACAAAGAAUAUCCAGGCCUCACGAUCAAGAACAGAGAACUUCGUCUCUUCGGUCUCUGCUCGCUCUCAACCACAUCUUGAUGAUUCAAGAUCCGAGUCUCCCCUAUAUUCGGGCGCCACAAGUCGACAGAGAACGCCGCAGAUGUCCACAAACGACCUCCUGACGCUUGAACCCUCGUCCACCUCUACCUUGAUGAAGAAUGGUCCGCAGUCUGAUCAUCAGUUAUUACUCAUGGAGGAAGCCCAACCUGCCAAUGCCUAUAUUCAAGAAAGAGGUCAGGCCAUCGAAGCAAUAGAGCGAACCAUCAACGAAUUGGGUGGCAUUUUUGGACAGUUGGCGACCAUGGUCUCAGAACAGGGAGAGAUGCUGCAGAGAAUUGAUGCCAACACCGAGGAUGUGGUCGACAACGUUCAAGGUGCUCAGCGCGAGCUGUUGAAGUAUUGGAACCGGGUCCAGGGUAAUCGAUGGCUGGUGGCCAAAAUGAUGGGCGUUUUAAUGGUGAGAGGCGAAUCCCCAAUUUCGUAG